CAUAGUCCUUCCUCAUCUUGAGGACUAAGGAAGCCUUAUUGAAGGAAUCCUUAUUUUAUCAAGACUUCCUUGUUUCAUGAAGAGAUCUUAAGGUUUCCUUGUAGAAGGAACCUGUUUUCUAGGAACUUUUAGUAACUUACGAUUUAUAUGCCACUUCUUCAUCAGAAAGCGCGAAAAAAUAUAACCUAUUUACUUAUUAAAUGCAAUUUUGGAAGGUGAAUAAGUGCAAUUAUGGAAAGUGAAUCUAAAAAUAUUCAUUAUACCGAAAAGAAGCGGAUGCUCCUUGUUCAACUAGUAUCUGAAGAAAAAGAUGUAAUAGAAAAUAAAAGAACAGGAGCAACAGAUUUGAAAGCUAAAACUGAAGCUUGGGAAAGAAUUGUUAAAAAAUACUGCAGUGAAGGCUGUAUACCCCGUACUAGCAAACAGCUUAAAAAAUGCUGGGAUAACAUGAAGCAGAAAAACACCACAAUAAAGGCUCAGCGUCUUAUGACGGGUGGAGGUUGUCCAGUAACGAUACCUAAUGAUCCAGUCAUGGAUGCUAUGGAUGCCGCAACUCCAAACUUGGAUCUUGAAGUAUGGUGUCCAUAUGACAGUACCGCUGAAUUCAAAAAAGAAUAUAAUAUAAAAAGUGAUUCAGGGAAAAGGCAAAUAAUUAUAAGUGAUGAUGAGGAUGAUGCCGUGCCUGAUGUGCCUAAAAAAUUUGAUACUUCAAAACUCAUCAACACGAAGAUAAUAAAAUCUAAUUCAAAUGAUAUAGUAAAUAUAAGCAGAAACGUCAACAAUUCUAAAGUAGCUUUUCAGCCUGAUGUAGGCAAUGAACUUAAAAAUAUACGUGACGAAAAAGAGUUACGGUUGAUAAAACUUCGUGAAGGUAUUGAACAGCAACGGGAACUGUAUGCUAUAAAAUUGAAGGUUGCAGAUGCUGAAUUGAAAAUUACAUUGCUGAAACUUUCCUUAACAGAAGAGACAGUCCAACUGCAAUCUGAGGGAACUGUGAUUACAGAGUAAUCUUGUGAUAUUUAAUUAAGCUUUCAUAUGUUA
Trachymyrmex cornetzi is the source of this 1041-nucleotide messenger RNA. RefSeq lists its product as uncharacterized. Lineage: Eukaryota; Metazoa; Arthropoda; Insecta; Hymenoptera; Formicidae. Bases 232 to 1008 code for a protein of 258 amino acids. The transcript has 3 exons. The record is from RefSeq and is a predicted model, not a curated record.